Messenger RNA from Ochlerotatus camptorhynchus, 1888 nucleotides. RefSeq names its product jabba (gene Jabba). Lineage: Eukaryota; Metazoa; Arthropoda; Insecta; Diptera; Culicidae. The transcript has 7 exons. The record is from RefSeq and is a predicted model, not a curated record. The coding region runs from base 257 to 1696 and encodes 479 amino acids.
UCGAUCUUUUUUUUUCAACCGUCAACAGUUGUCAGCAAUUGAUGCCUUCGGGUUCGGGAUCAUUUCGCUGGAAUUAAACUUGAGCCGAUUGCCUUCCAGAAUAGAUCAUGAGGAUCCCGUGCAUGUUUAAGGUGUGAUUUGUGGUGUGGAUAGCCGUUGUCCUGUGAAAAGUAAUUGUGCAGUGAAUUGUCGCUUUUUAUUAUUGGAAUAUUUAUUUGGUUCAGCUUGAGACGUUGUUGACAGAGAGUGCGCCAAGAUGAGCAAUCGUCAGCCACCGUCGAAUGAUGAGCUGGAGGUAGCCGAAGCUAAGAACCCACUCGUUGACCUGCUGUACGAUUACACGGCUCAAGCGCUCAUGAGCCGGAUCGGAAACUAUGUGUACCAUCGAUUCGAUGCCUGUCUGGCGAUCGUUGAAAAAACGGCCAAAUGGAGCUUACCGCAGCCUCCACCGAGCGAGGAAGACACGGGCAAGACGACGAUUUCGGCGCCCCCGUUGGUGCGGCCGUUACCAUGGAUAUUUUUCCUGCCGGCUUUGAUUGCGCUGAGAUUGCUCCGUUACUCAUUGUCAUUCGUUGCACUGUUGAUAGGGAAACAGCCCGUUUGCCCGAUAACCAUGGUUUCCUUCCUGCAAAAUAGGCGUCGCAAGCUCCGUGCGCUGAAGUAUCGUGGCCUGAAGCUGCAGCGAAUGCAACGUGCAGAAAAGGAGUCGAAACUGGAGGCCGAGGAACAGCUGGCGAACACGUGGCUCCGGCGGAUCACGCUACCCUUGCGAUACAUCAUCUGUUUUAGGGCCGUCCGUCCUGGAACCACGAUCUACCAGCGGGAUCAUCAUCACCAUCACCAUCAUCGACACCAUCAUCAACGGCCAUCGGAACAGCCGGGUGAGUUGGCGGAUGAGCCUACCACCGACGGAUCACAACGUGCGGAGCCACGUGAUCGUUCCACAACUAAGAAACGAAAUGCUCACGAACGAGAUGCCGAUGAUAGUGAGAGUUCGUUCGAGGAAGCCUCCGUACAGGAACUGUUGGAGAAGUAUGCCAGCGCGGAAGCCGAUUCCAGUUUCCAUGCAAGCGACGUAUCGUCAGCGGAUUCUGACAGUGACAUAUUCGAAAGCGACAAAUCCCACACGGAAGCAGCCGAAGAUGCUGAGAAGAAUGAUCCGAAAAAGAUCAAGAAGGAAAGUAAUGGCCAUACUGCUUCCCAAGGUAAGGAACCGGAGUCCAAGACGGAGAAGCCCCAGGAGACGAAGCAGAAGGCCUCACUGAACGCCACCGUAGACAAACCGGAAGAGAAGCCGACUGAACCGGCUCCGGAGAAUGGCAACGUUGCUUCGAAAAAGGAAUUGAACGAAGAAAAGCCGGCUGAAGCUACUCAGAAACCGACCGCAGCUGAAAGUGAGAGCAAAAUAGCCAAUCAAAGCAACCCAGGCAAAGAACAACCACCGGAGGACGCCAGUUCAAGGAAUGAUAAUCAAAAUUCGUCAAGCAAACAGUCGCCUGCUUCGAUGAAGGAAGUCAAGACCAGCUUCCAUCAGCGAAAUAAACAUCAGCAACAGCAUCAACCCAAUCAACAGCAGCAUCAACCCAAUCAACAGCAACAACAACAACAACAACAACAACAUACGGCAGCCAACGGUGGAGGUGGUGGCGGAAAGAAGCACAAGAAACCCCAUCAUCACAACACUCAACAUAACUGAAGCGUGACAGUUUGCUUUGAUUUGAUCAUUCCUUAGCACGAAGAAACAUAACACCUGAUCUUGAUUAUUUCUUUGCAUAUUGUAGUUUGUUUUUUGAUUUCUUAAGCUAUGUAAAACUAUGUACGUAUGAUGUUUGAUUUGUCAGAAUGUGUGAUUUUUUGCUUUUUGAGAAUAUAUACUUUUGUAAUUGUA